Messenger RNA from Colletotrichum acutatum, 1875 nucleotides. Its product is annotated as pyridoxal-phosphate dependent enzyme. The coding region runs from base 434 to 1636 and encodes 400 amino acids. The record is from RefSeq and is a predicted model, not a curated record. NCBI's taxonomy places the organism in Eukaryota, Fungi, Ascomycota, Sordariomycetes, Glomerellales, Glomerellaceae. Gene Ontology annotation, molecular function: D-serine ammonia-lyase activity; threonine racemase activity; ATP binding. The transcript has 3 exons.
AAUAUUCCUGAUGGUUCCAGGGCCCACAAGUGAUUAUGGUCGACCAUGAACUUAGUGUGUUGGUGUGUGGCCCGGGGAGCCUUUUCGGAGACAACCGCCGAAUCCCACGACUCAAGCGGGGUCGCACCCCGUCCGGAGGGCGUCAGGUAACCGCCCACCACAACCAAAGUCCUGAUCCCGGCGUCGGAAGUCCCAUUGAUUUUGUCGCCCACGCCCUCGCGACACGUCUCAUCCCAAUUUCAAUCUCAAUCCCAAUCUCGAUCUCAAAUAUCUUACUUGAGCAGACACCCGUCAAAGCCUUAGUGUCCUACCCAGCUGUCUCACUUUCGAUCAACUGGGCUUUCGGAAAUUCUCCCGUCAGACACAUUAGGACCUACACACACUCAUAGCAAGGCCGAGCCGUUCAUCGUGAGCAGAAUAGAGGACGAGAGCCAUGGCCGACCUAUCGACCUGCCUUCCCCUAACCCGGGCUUCCGUCGUCGAAGCCCACAAGCUCGUCAAGCCGCACGUCCACUACACCCCCGUCCUCACCAACAAGACGCUCACGGCGUUGGCUUCGACGCCGCGGACACCCGAGGACCUCAAGGGCACGAAAUGGGAAGGGCGCACGCCGGCCAAGCCCGUGCUCCGGCUGUGGUUCAAGUGCGAGAAUCUGCAGCGCAUCGGCGCCUUCAAGGUCCGCGGUGCGUUCCACGCCGUGGAGAGGUUGAAGCAGGAGCCUGGGUGGGCCGAGGGCGGCGGUAAAGAGAAGGGUGUUGUUACGCAUAGCUCAGGAAAUCACGCUCAAGCCCUGGCUCUCGCCGCCAGAGAAAGCGGCAUCCCAGCACACAUCGUCAUGCCGGACAUCUCCCCGCCCAACAAGAUCGCCGCGACGCGCGGCUACGGCGCCAACGUCGUCUUCAGCGGCAGCACCAGCGUCGAGCGCGAGGCCGUCGCCGACCGCAUCAUCUCCGAGACGGGCGCCCGCCUCGUACCGCCCUACGACCACCCGGACAUCAUGCUAGGCCAAGGCACGAUGGGCCUCGAGCUGCAGGAGCAGGUGCGCGAUCUCCUGGCCGCGGGCCACUCUGCCGAGAACCCGACGUUCAACUCUACUGGCCUUCCUGUGGCUGCUGUGUCCGAUGGUGACGGGGAAGAGAAGAAGAAGACGCCGGGUCUGGACGCGAUCAUGACGCCCUGCGGAGGGGGCGGCAUGCUCUCCGGCGUAGCGCUCAGCUGCGAGGGGACGGGGAUCCGGGUAUUCGGCGCGGAACCCGAGUUCCAGGGCGCCGACGACUGCAAGCGCGGCUUCGAGACAGGGAAGCGUGUCGAGAGCGUAAAGACGCUGACGGUCGCCGACGGCCUGCGGACGCCCGUGGGCAAGCACCCGUGGUCCGUCAUUUACGAGCGCCGGCUGGUGGAGAAUAUGUACAGCGUGUCCGAGGAGGAGAUCAAGGCGGCGACGAAGCUCGUGUUUGAGCGGUUCAAGCUCGUGGUCGAGCCGAGCGGUGCGGUGCCGCUUGCCGUGGCGCUGUUUAACGAGGAUUUCAGGGCUAUGGUGGAAAAGGAGGCUGGCGAGGAGGGUUGGGACUUGGGGUUGGUUUUUAGUGGUGGCAAUAUGGCGUUGGAGGGGCUCAUGAAGAUUUUUGCGGCGUGAUUUACCUGGAGGUUGUUUGAGUAGAGGUUGAUGGAUAGAGUUGUGUUCAGGAUGAGCUUCUGGGGAUGAUUCCUAAGUUCUCAUUCUUGGGUUUUCAACUAAGGGAUGGGGCUUUGGAACCUGGUUCAUCAGGCAAGACUUCUUAUGGCAAAUAAACAUAUGACAGCACGUUUGUCUAUGAUGUUUCUUUAUUCAUUCGAAAAAGGACACUCUUGUGUCCCUCCUGUCUACCCGAUCGA